CGUCAAGUAGUCUAGAGCUGUAUUUGCGAUGCGCAUGUGACACCGCAAUAUACGGGCGCUUCCCGAUCAUAAUCGCGUCCCUCGUACGCGUCCAGCUCGCCGGAGCCUGUUUCGCUGGCCUGCACGCUCCCUCACGAUCCCCGCCCUUUCCCUCCUCUACCUUAGCACCAUUCCGACUCCAGACACCCAUCCAGCGCUCGCCACCGUCUCGGCGCGAUCAUCAUGUCCUCCGGCAACGCAAACCCAUCCCGCCCUCGAAGCCGCAGCAUGACCGACCUUGCCAGUGCACCCGCGGGGAUGUCUGCGAGUCUUGCUCGUGCCACCGGCCUGUUUGACCACAUGCAGCGGAUCGCUGCCGAUGAGCAAAGACGGCAAGAGGCAUUCGCCAACAGUCUGCCCAAACUCACCCACAGGGACCUUGAGCAGCUCGGGCAAGCGGACUCGCCCUGCCCGAUCUGCCUCAAUCCCCUCCUGACCAUUCUUGACGAAGAAGAGACCGCCCUCGCGCUCGACUCUCCAGCACAUCCCAUCGAAGAACUGGGCGUCACCCGUUUAGUGGAGAGCUGCGGACACGUCUUUUGCCGAAAAGACAUACGCAAUUGGAUGCGCGAAGGACAAACAACCUGCCCGACCUGCCGUCGGCCCUUUCUCCACCUUUCCUCGCCCUCCCAUUCCCGGUCGCCCUCGCCCGCGCCCGACUCGACCGAACCCUUCGACGUCUCUGAUAGGCUCCGUCAACUGCGAAUGCCCUCUGCGUCCACGCUCCGCGACAUCUUCAGCGCGCUCGAGCGGAUCCCCCCGCCGACGGACGAGGCAGAGACGUGGGCGGAUACAUAUACGGGGAUGUUCGCGUGAAACCACAACGUGAUGGGAUCUGCUUUCCUACCUCUUCUAUUAUUAGUUGUCUCGAGUGUCGGUGGUUUGUCGAUAGGAUUAUCUGUACUGCUAGUUCUCCUCUUCUUGAUUGUACAUUAUCAUUCGCACUGUCAUGCAUGUACAUUGGUAUACUCAUAUAUAUCGCACCCCCACUCCGCAGACUCAAUAUAGUCGCGGUUCUCGCGGAUUGAUAACGCUCCUGGC
This is a messenger RNA of Laetiporus sulphureus 93-53, 1080 nucleotides long. RefSeq lists its product as uncharacterized. NCBI's taxonomy places the organism in Eukaryota, Fungi, Basidiomycota, Agaricomycetes, Polyporales, Laetiporaceae. Gene Ontology annotation, biological process: protein ubiquitination. The record is from RefSeq and is a predicted model, not a curated record. Gene Ontology annotation, molecular function: metal ion binding; ubiquitin protein ligase activity. The coding region runs from base 223 to 855 and encodes 210 amino acids. The transcript has 6 exons.